Messenger RNA from Maniola jurtina (meadow brown), 1668 nucleotides. RefSeq lists its product as uncharacterized. NCBI's taxonomy places the organism in Eukaryota, Metazoa, Arthropoda, Insecta, Lepidoptera, Nymphalidae. The record is from RefSeq and is a predicted model, not a curated record. Gene Ontology annotation, biological process: cytokine production; positive regulation of transcription by RNA polymerase II. Bases 123 to 1526 code for a protein of 467 amino acids. Gene Ontology annotation, molecular function: protein binding. The transcript is spliced from 3 exons.
UUCAUAAAGUUAAGUUUUUGAAGUUACAAGUUACAAGUCUAAUUGUGAGCUGUGAUCGAUUUCAAAUCAAUAAUAAACAAAUAUUAUUUGUUCCUUUGCCAUUCUUAUCUGUGAUUUAAACAAUGUCUUCGUCGGACUCUGACGACGGGUUUUAUAGCAAUGUAAAUGUAUUUAAAAAGAUAAGGCUCGCUCGAGAGCAACUUCGAAAAAAUCUGGAAUGCCAAGAGGGUUCAACAGAAAAUACCGGGAAAAGUCAUGAAGGCAGCAGUACUGUGAAUGACGUAAAUGUGGCCAAAAUUACGGAAAAUUUACCGAAUACCACCACUAAUGAUUCGUUUAUUGAUUCAGUUGAGGAUGAUUUGAUUUUGGACGAAAUAAUUGCGAAAAACUCCAAGCCGGCCCGCGGAAGAGGCCGAGGGCGAGGCAGGAAAAAGAAAGAAUCCAUUGUAGAACCUCCAAAACCCCCUGAAGUUAGUAACACAAGAGGCAGAGGCCGAGGUAGAGGUGGAAAAAGAGGUAGGGCAUCUAAAACCAAUGUCACAGACACUGAACUAAGAUUAGACACAUCUGAAUUAUUAAAUGGCGCAAGUAAUAAAAGAAAACGGAAUGGAACUAGCAGUUCAAUAUCAGAAGCAGAUGAUUCAAUACUUGCAGAUAUGCUAAGUGCAUUAUUAACAAGUAGAGGUAGGGGCAGAAAAAGGAGAGCAGCCUAUUCACCAAACAGUUCCGUAGAAGAGGUAUUAGAACGUUUACUAACUGGUAAUGUUACUAGAAGAGGUAGCCCAUGGGGCAGAGGUAGGGGAAGGGUGGGGGGAAGGGGAGGCAUGAGGCAACCAAUCAUGGAUAGACCCCUGGUUUUACCAAACAUUAAUAUGAUUCCUAGUUAUCCAACAUAUAGUUUUGGUAACACUGAUGGAUAUUAUGAUAAAUCAAAUGAUGUACCCUUAUUCAGUAAGCCUACCAGUACUCCAACCAAUGUAACGGAUGAUGUUGUCAUGUUAGAUAGUGAAGAAACAGAUGCAGAGGACAACGAACCGUUAUCCGUGAAAGUCAUAUGGAGAAGUUGGGAAAUCUCAAAAUUCAUGAUACGCAAAUACCAGAAGUUAACACAAAUAUUUGAUCAUUUCGCGCAGAAGGAAAACGUCGGUAAAGACAAGUUACUGUUCACGUAUAACAAUAAAAUCUUAACUUGUGAUGAUACACCAGCAUCCAUAGUCUAUAAUAUCGCCAAGUUCAUAGAUGGAGGUAUCGUUAGUCAAAGUUUAAGAAACAUAGUGCAUGAAAAGACUAAAGUUAACGGAAUCCAGAUUAAAUUUCAGUGCCAGAAUAGUAAGAAGCCCAUAGAAAUAACGAUUGGGAAAGAUGAUAAAGUAUCGUUAGCAAUGACACAAUGCGCUGAGCGCUUGGAGGUUCCGUUGAAUAAGCUAAAGUUUGAAUUUGAUGGUGACAUUGUUGUAGGUACCAACACUCCGCAACAGAUGGGCUUAGAAAAUGGAGACUGCAUUGACGUUAUCAUACUUAGCUGAAUUUAUUUACUACAUUAAAGGCCUUUUUAAACACUUCUGGAUAAACUUUAUCUAACGGAUAAAUUUGACACUAUAACUUUUUCGUCGGUUGAAUCACGAAUGGGUGUAUCCAACAAAUAUUCAAUUUUUGGUUAACUCCGAA